CGAAGAUUAGCCAGUCAGAACUCGGGCCUUGAGAAAAAACAAUUUCUAGCAAACGAGUAAUAGUCAUUGGCUUAUUUUUGCACCGCUUUUGGAUCGGUUCGUAGUGUAUCUGACGUAAAAUACAAUGUUCCAAAUUGCGAUAUUAGCUGUUCUUGUGGGUGCAGCGCUGACCUCCCAAGGUGCCAAGUGGAAAUAUGGAAAAACAGACAAAGUUCAUGAAAUCUAUGGUCCAAAUGACUGGGGAAAGGUUUCAAAGCAUUGUGACGAGAGCGCCCAGUCCCCCAUAAACAUUGAGAAGAGCUCGUUGAAAAAUGAUGGAAGUCUGAGGAAACUCCGAUUUUUACCUGAGGACUGGUACGGAAGAGUCUAUGGUGUUUUAGAGAACAAUGGUCAUGCUCCUACCCUGGAAAUAGACAAACCGAGGGGUACUUCAACACUCACUGGGGGUCCUCUAGGAAACAGCGUGUAUAAGCUUCAGCAGAUGCACAUUCAUUUUGGUUGUGAGAACAACAAAGGAUCUGAACACACUGUCAACGGAAGGGCAUUCGCAGGAGAGCUUCAUUUGGUGCACUAUAACAUAAGGUAUGGAGACUUUAAAACUGCUGUGGACAAACCAGACGGACUGGCUGUGAUUGGUGUAUUCAUACAGGAAGAUGACGAUGAUGACUCAAGUUAUUCAUUAAAAGUUAUAAGUGGAGCAGCACGUUACAUAAGAAAGGCUGGUUCGUAAAAGCGUAUCAGAGCGAUAUAUUUGAACAACUUGGUGCCUCAUCUGAGAGAUUUGUCAAAGUCCUAUUUCUACAAGGGCUCCCUAACCACUCCUCCCUGCUACCAAUCAGUGCAAUGGAUCGUGCUGAAACGUCCAAUUCGUGCCAGCGAAUAUGUGAUGCGCGCUUUAAGAGGCCUCCUGAAUGACGACGAGCAGCCUAUGUGCGACAACUUCAGACCCACCCUGCUGCGAAACGGCCGCUCUGUGUCUCAAUGUGACGAUGAUAGACUGUUCAACUAAACAACCACAUCGAAAGCUGUCAGGUUUAACGCUGGUACAAGUUUUUUCCAGGAUAUCAUUAUCAUUCUGAAAAUUGUGUGAAUCUGAGGAAUCAGAAUAAAAUGGGUAAACGCAUGACUCUGCGUCCAUUUCGUGUUCUUUAUGUGAACUAUUGUCAAACCUUACAAGAUUAAGAGACAGCGCACCUUUUACGAUCAGGAGAGGAAAAGAAAGAGGUCAGCCUUGUGAGCUAUGUAGCUUCUCCUCCGGCUUUCAUCACACCUAAAAAAAGACCCGUAGUCUGGAAGAUCUUAAACAAGACUCUUAAACAAGAUGGUUAAAAAGAGAAAAGUCAGCAGUUAUGCCAAGAUGCUCACAACGCCAGUGCUUAUCCCAGCAUUCGUUGCCAAAAGCGUCUGUGAGAAUUGUUACUCCCUCCAAAAAAGUAAGAUGUUAUUCCCAUGCAGGUUACUACCCUACCCCUUCCCCUCAGUAUUGCGUUAAGUUUCGCCCACAGGAAGAUGAGCACAUUAUAUAGUGGGGUUUUAAGGGAGAAACAAGCGAAGCUGAUCAAGUAUAACGCAAAACGAGUAAAUGGGGUAAGUUUCUAAAGAAAUUAUGGUGCUGCGUCGGUGGUCAGGGUAACAAGGUAAUUUUGGUUCUAUCAAUUGAAUUACUGAAUAAAGUAAAUUUGCCACCGUAAAGAGUUUCAGAGUUGACGUUUC
Molecule: messenger RNA, 1713 nt
Organism: Stylophora pistillata
Lineage: Eukaryota; Metazoa; Cnidaria; Anthozoa; Scleractinia; Pocilloporidae
Product: carbonic anhydrase 2
Biological process (GO): one-carbon metabolic process
Molecular function (GO): zinc ion binding; carbonate dehydratase activity
Source: RefSeq, a predicted model, not a curated record